Molecule: messenger RNA, 1272 nt
Organism: Ogataea parapolymorpha DL-1
Lineage: Eukaryota; Fungi; Ascomycota; Pichiomycetes; Pichiales; Pichiaceae
Exons: 1
Coding region: 1-1272 (423 amino acids)
Biological process (GO): cytoplasmic translational initiation
Cellular component (GO): eukaryotic translation initiation factor 3 complex
Source: RefSeq, a predicted model, not a curated record
AUGUUCACCAUUGUUUCCGAAAGAUUCGCGGGAGAGUGCGCUGUGGAGUAUGCUGCCAUACUUGACUCUGAGCUCAAGACAGAGUAUAAGAGUGGUUUUGAGACUUUAGCCGAACAAGAAAACAAACAAGAACUUCUCGCAAAAGUGUUGGAAUCAAGUCGGGAGCUCGCUAAAUUGAGCGAUAAAGUGUUUGAGCCUACCUUCAAUCUUCUGCUGCACCUUAUAGACAUUCUCAGGAGCGAAUUAGAUGUGUCUUUGGAGCAACAGCUAUCUGCCAUCUUGCCUGAGAUCCAAAAAGUUGUUGUUGUCCCGGAUGACGUGCUUUCCAAAGAUAGAUCCAGUAUCAGAGUCAGCUCGCUUGUGUCUGUUUUUUCUAAUCUGUUUAAUUUUGUUCCCCCACAAUCUCAGCUUCGGGUGCAGGUGCUCAAAGACAUCCUUUCCAUAGUUUCGAAGCACUCACUACUUAACGUGGCUGGUCCGCUGGCUCAACACCUGAAGGUUUGGCUUACCGAUUGCAAUGCUUCCAGCGAGGACAUCAAGAGCAUUUACAUGCAGGUCAUUGAUCUACUGUUUAAAGACCAAAACGAUGCACAGGCAGUGACACUUUUCAAAGAACUAAUUCAAUUGGGCGGAUCGUCUCUUUCUUCCUCAGAGUACUCGCAGUUUUUCAUUCACACCCUCAACUCUACAGUUUACAUAAAUCUGGACUCUAUCGAUUUCGAACCACUGCAACAAGAUCCAGUGCUCUACAAUCUGCUCUCCAUAUACAAGGACUCAAAUCUAGAGGAUUUCGCAACCUUGAGCAAAGAUCUUUCGUCAUACAACAUCAACAUAGACAACCUCACCAACAAGCUCAAGCUUGUUGCUGUGACCAGAAUAGCGUCUAAGAAAAACCAUUUGUCAUACGCUGAAAUUUCAGACGAGUUGCAUAUUGCAUUGGACCAGGUCGAAGAAUUCCUUAUCAAAUGCAUCAAGUCUGGUCUCAUUGCAGGAAGGUUGGACCAAGAUAAAGAACAGUUCUACAUCCACAAAGUGUCGAAAUUGAACAGUACAAGUAAGGAGGACUGGGAGUUUAUUUCCUCCCGGCUCGCUGGAUGGACCUCUCAGAUCGCCAAAUUACAGACUGUUAUCGAGUCGGUGCAGUCCAGAAGAGGAAAAAGAGUUCCUCCUCCUCAGGUCUUGCAAAAGUUUUACCAGCAGAAGCAAGAAUUAAAGGAGCAGAAGGAGCUGUUGCAGCAGGAGAGAGAGAAAGAAGCACAGCAGAUUAUGUAA